Funneliformis caledonium is the source of this 127-nucleotide messenger RNA. The record is from the annotation of a GenBank genome assembly. NCBI's taxonomy places the organism in Eukaryota, Fungi, Glomeromycota, Glomeromycetes, Glomerales, Glomeraceae.
GACUUGCAAUUCAAGAAGAUUUGUGAACAAAUUCAAUAAUUGGACUUGUGGUAAUGAUGAUAUUGACAAAAGUAUACAGUUAAUAGCAGAAAACCAUUAUGAGAAAUUAGAGUGUGAUACCUUAUGA